This is a messenger RNA of Daucus carota subsp. sativus, 1783 nucleotides long. RefSeq lists its product as uncharacterized. The transcript has 9 exons. The record is from RefSeq and is a predicted model, not a curated record. NCBI's taxonomy places the organism in Eukaryota, Viridiplantae, Streptophyta, Magnoliopsida, Apiales, Apiaceae. Bases 186 to 1391 code for a protein of 401 amino acids.
AUUUCCAAGCCGAAACGCAUAAACUGUCAGCCCGCCUAGGUCUCUCUUCUCUCUCUAUACACACUUUUUCGUAACUUUAUUUUCCGUUCUCAACACCACUCGUGAGCUUCUUCUCUCCCUGACAAACAAACUCACCGCCACAAUCACUUAUUCUCCGUUUGUCUAGCUUAAUUACUAGGGUUUUGAUGGAAGCUGCUGCUACUGCUGCUAUCUCAGGCCCAGGCCCCUUGUUUUUAGUCCCAAAGCUCAUAGAUACUCACUCUUUUACACCUCUUCCGAUUAAAUCGCCGAUUCUGCGUUCAUCAUUCCCCGAGGCUUCUUCUGUCAAGUGUAGCUUCACCAGUUUGCCUAGUUUUCGACUUUUCGCUUUAGCCGGUGAGUCUGGUGGACUUACUGAAGAUGGAGAUGAUGCUGAAUUCCAAGGGCGGAAUGGUAAUGGAACUGGUUUGGUUUCCGACAACAUCGUUUCAUUGCCGCAGGGCGAGCCAGACCACAACUACUAUAAAAAUGAUAUAGACAGCAGAUCAGAUAUUGUGACAACUGCGGUAGCAUAUGGAAGCGGAACUGGGGGAAGCUCAAGGGCUGGACUGUUUAGAACUCCAAUAUCAGGGGGAGUGCAGAGUGCAACUUCAGCUCAUGGAUUACCUAGACCAGCCUUAGCAGUUCGCAAUUUGAUGGAACAGGCUAGGUUUGCUCACCUUUGCACCGUGAUGUCACGAAUGCAUCAUCGGCGAGAAGGAUACCCAUUUGGUUCUCUAGUUGAUUUUGCACCUGAUUUAAUGGGACAUCCAAUAUUUUCAUUCUCACCAUUGGCUAUACACACGAGAAACUUAUUAGCAGACCCAAGGUGCACAUUGGUGGUACAGAUACCUGGAUGGAGUGGGUUAUCGAAUGCAAGGGUCACAAUUUUCGGUGACGUGUUCCCACUUCCAGAAGAUCAACAGGAAUGGGCUCAUAAGCAAUACAUAGCGAAACAUCACCAGGGACCUUCUCAACAGUGGGGGAACUUUUACUACUUCAGGAUGCAGAAUAUAAGCGAUAUAUAUUUUAUUGGUGGAUUUGGCACCGUUGCUUGGGUCGAUGUCAAAGAAUAUGAAACUCUGCGACCUGAUAAGAUAGCAGUCGAUGGAGGGGAGCAAAAUCUGAAGGAACUCAAUGCAAUAUUUUCAAAGCCUUUAAAAGAGCUUUUAUCUUUGGAAAAUGAAGUUGAUGAUGUCGCUCUCAUCUCAAUAGACAGCAAAGGAACAGAUAUUCGUGUUCGGCAAGGAGCUCAGUUUAACAUACAGAGGAUACCAUUUGAAGAUGGGCAUGCUGUUGAAACACUCGAAGAGGCCAAGGCAGCACUCUGGCAACUAAUAAACAGAGGUCGAGUUCACAAUUUGCAGAAGUAGACCUAAAUUGCUUGGACAUGUUAAUUUUCAACUGAAGGCACACCUAGUUAAAAGUCGUUAAGUUUGUUUACUCCUUAAUUAGCGUUAAAUUCUGUGAGGAUCGGACUUGUACAAGUUAUUAUGUACUACCCAGUCUAUAUCGAGAGAUGAUGGGUAUAGUGUAACAUAAUUUGGGACAUUGAAAAUAUGGACAACAGAGCGUGGGCUUAUAAGUUUUGGGUUUGCAACUUGUGCAAUAAACAAAUAUUUCGGUGUUAAUUGAAUAAAUGCCGCCACCCUUUUUAUAAAGAUACGGUGUAACAACGUUAUAUGUAACUUGGUGGAGGUAUUUAAAGUAUUUUCGGUGUAAGAAUUAUGGUUAUUAGUAAAUAAAAUGAUUAGGAUGGCUGUCA